CCAGCGAAGAACUGUCGAGGUAGAAAAUAUUUCAAGACGGUGACCGAUACUGUGAAUAGGAAUAUACUAUAUUGUAUUUCCUAUUAGUAUUAAUUGUGCCUUCAUAACAUCUAAAUACUUUAUGAUGAGCUGUUUGUAAAAGGGUAUGAACCAAAUAGACGCGGUUUGCUUUAGAAUGUUCACACUUUAUUUUGGUCAUUAAGUUAAUGAAUGUUAGCCAAAAACAUAUUUAAAUGAAUUUCACUUAAAUGUUACACUUUGCAUGUUAUAGAUCAACUAUAUCAUACAUAACUAGACAUAGAAUAUACUAAUAUGUUUAUAUUCGCAAUAAAAGAAAGCACAUACAUUAUACGUAGUAGCUCUAUGAUUAAAAAGCAGCAAAUGAUUGUGAAUAUUACGCACAGACUGGCAAUUUUAAAGCCCUUAUACAUCGUUGCUUCACUCUUAAGGUUUGCGUUUAAAGAACUAACUUCAUAAACACUAAUGUCGAUUCAAUCAUAAUUAUUGUAAAAUGUUAACUUGAUUGCAUCGAUGCAUAUAUGUAUGGUUUCUCUCUUUUUUUCAAUAACGUAAAAAUAAGGUACUUGUGAUGACUUCCUCUAAAUCCUAUUUUACACCAAUAGAUUGAUAAAGAUUAAGCUUCGUAAAACAUCAAAUGUUCUGAAAUAUUCAUUCAUUACAUCAUAUGGAAGAGACUAUAUUAGGUACUGUCUUAUUAUACAAUAUUAAAGGUUAAUAUGGAUACAUUAUAGUUUAAUAUUUUGGAUAUAAAUCACAAGGUUUUGUGCGUGUUAUUCAUUGUGGUAUAUCAUCUUGCUCGACACUUAAGAGUCGUGUGGUAUUAAGUAACAAAAGAACAAAAAAUUUAAAAUAAUAACGAACUUUACAAUGCAUGCUACUAUAUAUACACAUGGACCAUUAAGCUGCUACUACUACAACUUGUAAAUCAUUAAGUUUCAUAACUAUAAUGGCUUCAUCAUCAUCAACAUUAUUACAUCAUAAGAUUUCAAAAACACUGAUGAUUUUACUUAUUAUAAAUUUCGUAAACCUAUUUCAAACCACCUCAGCUGUGACCAACUCCAAUUCCAACUCCCACUUCUCAAGAUUCUCGAGACAUGGAAGCUCAUCAUCGAGAACCAAACAAGGGUUUCUAGCAUCGGUCCAAGCGAGUAUGAACCAUGCUAUCUUGGCUCGUUCUCUCGCUUUCAAUCUCACUCUUUCUCAUCGAACCACACAAGUCCACAUGGCCGAUCCCAUUCACGACUGCCUUGAGCUGCUCGACGACACACUUGAUAUGUUGUCUCGCAUCACCAUGAUGCAAGACAAAGCUUCAAGUGACGACGAUGAAGACGUUCAUACAUGGCUAAGCGCAGCCCUCACGAACCAAGACACUUGUCAGCAAAGCCUCCAAGAAAAAUCCAACUCUUACAAACACGGAAUCGCGAUGGAUUUCGCCGCAAGAAACCUCACCGGUUUGUUAACUAACUCGCUUGAGUUGUUCGCAUCCGUGAAGUCAAAAGGCCGAAGACUCUUGUCAGAACAGGCGCACUAUCCGAGGUUUGUUACUUGGCUAAAAGAGCGGAGGCUUUUAGAAGCUUCGGUGGAGGAACUGAAGAUUGAUGCGGUGGUGGCUGCAGACGGUAGUGGGACUCACAAAACCGUAGGAGAAGCGUUGGCUGCGUCGUUGGCGAGUAGUGGUGGCAGAACCGUAAUUCACCUGAAAGCUGGAACCUAUCAUGAAAACAUCAAGAUUCCGACAAAGCAAAAGAACGUUAUGUUAGUUGGUGAUGGUAAGGGUAAAACGAUCAUUGUCGGUAGCCGAAGCAAUAGAGGCGGCUGGACUACAUAUCAAUCUGCCACCGUCGCUGCUAUGGGAGAGGGGUUUAUAGCGCGCGACAUAACGUUCGUGAACAGUGCCGGACCCAAAUCGGAGCAAGCGGUGGCUCUCCGCGUCGGAGCAGAUAAAUCCGUCGUGUAUCGAUGCUCCGUCGAAGGAUACCAAGACUCACUCUACACACACUCCAAAAGACAGUUCUACCGAGACACAGACAUCACCGGAACCGUCGACUUCAUAUUCGGAAACUCCGUCGUCGUGUUCCAGUCAUGCAACAUCGUCGCCCGGAAGCCCUUACCGGGUCAGAGAAACUUCGUGACGGCGCAAGGGCGGAGCCACCCGGAGCAGAACACGGGAAUCUCCAUUCAGAACUGCAAGAUCACGGCGCAGUCGAUGACUUUUCUUGGCCGGCCGUGGAAAGAGUACUCGAGGACGGUGGUGAUGCAGUCUUUUCUCGACGGGUCGAUCCACCCGUCGGGUUGGUCUCCUUGGUCGGGUUCGGGUAGUUUCGGUCUCAAGACACUGUUUUACGGGGAGUUUGAGAAUACGGGUCCUGGAUCAUCGGUUUCGGGUCGGGUUAAAUGGGCCGGGUAUCAUCCGUCUUUAACGGUGAAGGAAGCGGAAGGAUUUACUGUUGCUGGUUUCAUUGGCGGGACGAUGUGGUUGCCGUCAACGGGCGUUAGUUUCGACUCUGGUCUUGUGAAGUGAGCUUAAGCUGGGGUGUGACAAUUAUUAUCUAAAGUGUUUUGUAAUCGUCUUAGUUUAAUUGUGAUUAACACUUUCUUAAUUAAUUCAUACUGUGUGUUAAAUAAUCCUAUUUUCUUUCUAUUAUUUGUUUGUGAAAAUGUAAAGAAAUGUUGGCUAAUAAAAUUUGGAUGGAUUGUUACUACUAAAAUGUUAUACAUUUCACAAUAUCUCUAUU
Messenger RNA from Brassica rapa (field mustard), 2756 nucleotides. RefSeq names its product probable pectinesterase/pectinesterase inhibitor 16. Gene Ontology annotation, biological process: cell wall modification. The record is from RefSeq and is a predicted model, not a curated record. Gene Ontology annotation, molecular function: pectinesterase activity; enzyme inhibitor activity. NCBI's taxonomy places the organism in Eukaryota, Viridiplantae, Streptophyta, Magnoliopsida, Brassicales, Brassicaceae.